UGCCGCGCGACCCGCGGCGCGCUGACUCGGACCGGGACCCUCCUGGGCGCGGCGGCACCAGGUGAGCAGAACUAGGGUCCGGGGUUCGCCUCCCACUUUCCUCAACUUUUUGUUUCCCCUCCCUCCGGAAAGGCCCUGGGCGGCGGGAGUCCGGUCCUCCCUUUACCCCGGGCAGAGUGUGGACGCUGGCUGAGUGCAAGGGACCCGGCCCGGAGCAACUUCCCGCGGCCUGAGACCUUCCGACUGUGCCUCCAAGUUUCUGUCCCCCUGGGGUCCCCAGCGUGGACUCACGCUCUCCAGAGUCUCGGGGUCUCAAGGCAUGUGGCCAUCUCUCCGCACGCCUUCGCCCUCCUCCACGCAGAGACGCGCGGGGUCUCCGGGCGACCUUUUCGGGAUUGGGCCCGGGGCACCAGCUCUGGCCUGGGGCGGCGUGGUCACUUCUGAGGUUUCGGGCUGGGGAAAAGGCUCCGCACUCAGAGACGACGGGGAACGGCCCUUGCCUCCUCCCACGACGCUCCCGUGGCUGUGCACAGCAUUGGCCGGGGUCGGGAGGCCCGGCGUCGGGUCCCGGUAGAGCCCCCUCCUCGUGUGACCCCGGCAGUCUCCUCCGCCUCUCUGGGCCGCAGUUUCCAUCUGUGAAAAUUAGGCUUUGGACGCGGCAGACUGCGGCUCAGUGCUAGGCCCUGGGCCUUAGGCACUCCUGUUGGAGGCAGGGAUGGGGUAUCGUGUCUUGAGCUUCGGGGGUGCGGAUGGGGAGUGAGUGGGGUAGCAAGGCCUCCUUCCUGGGGCUUCGGCUACGGGUUCCAGCACUGAAGCUGUUUAGAAACCAUACUGGGGGAGUGAAGACGCACCACCGGACAGCGAGGUCCUAACUCUCCCCCUGCGGCCCAGGGCUCCUGGGCGGGGGCCCGGUUUCCUCCCACACCCUCCCUCCCAUAGGGGCCACACCACACACAACCCAACUACUCCUUACCCGGCCCCGGCUCCAGUCCUCAGGCCACAGGCCGGGAAGGGCUUAAGCCGGGCGGCCCAGGCUGGGGCGGCCUGAGGUGCUGGGGCGGUGCUGCUCCGUCCGGGACGCGGGCCACAGAGGCCUCGGGUGGAGGAGGCCGGAAAGGAGGACAGGCGGCGGGAAAGGGGGAUGAUUCAUCCCGAGGAGCUCGAAUUGGAAACGCAGCAACCUGGGAACAGCCUUGCCCAGGCCGACGGGAGAGCCGGAGGGGAGCUCUACCGGCAGGGCCCCGCGCCCAGCACCUGCAGCCCCCUGCGCCCUGCCCUGGUCACUGCCCGGCCGCUGGGGGAGGAGAGGCCUCGUCUACGCGGAGUUUAAAGCAAUCCCGGGCAAAGUCUGCCGCUGGUCCUGAUCGGAACGGUCUUCCUGGAGUCUAGCUCAAGUCUCUCCUGCUGCAGCUUCAGUGCAGACUGAGGAGGUCUGAAAGGAGGGGGCGGGCAGGAAGAGGCUGGAGUCAGUGACACCCCCUCCUUCCUACGCUGCGGUAUGUAAAGCGCAGUAGGGGGGAGGUGGGGCCCGCGAGCGACCCCAGCGGACCCGGGCGGUCUGAGCGCCCCCUCCCUCCUUUACGGUACACCCACGUGCGGGGGUGAGGUCGAUCCCGGGCGGGACUUACCCUGGAGACGCCACUGCCGGGGGGCCCGCACACCUCCUGAGGCCCGGGGCCGGCGGGCUGGCGAAGAGGGCUCUGGAAGCCGGAGCCCCGCAGCCGAGGAUGCGCCAGAGCGCCUAGACGACGGCGAGAUGACGGCUGGGAGCCCUGGAGACUGCGGGGAGGUGCGCAGGAGCCCCGAGGGCCGCGUCUCUCGCCUGGGCCGCCGCCUGGGCCGCCGCCGGCGCCCGCGCUCCCCGCCCGAACCUCUGCGGGUGCGGGCACGGCUGCGGCUGCGCUCGCCGUCGGGGGCGUUCGCGGCGCUGGGGGCGCUCGUGGUACUGGUGGGCAUGGGCAUCGCCGUGGCCGGCUACUGGCCGCACCGCGCCGGCGCCCCAGGGCCGCGCGCUGCCAAUGCCAGCGCGCCCCUCCUGAGCGAGCUGCGACGCGAGGGUCGCGGCGCCGGCCGGGCCCACGGCCCGCACGAGCGGCUGCGGCUCCUCGGGCCGGUGGUCAUGGGCGUCGGCCUGUUCGUGUUCAUCUGCGCCAACACGCUACUCUACGAGAACCGCGACUUGGAGACGCGACGGCUUCGCCAGGGGGUGCUGCGGGCUCAGGCGCUCCGCCCUCCUGACGGCGCCGGCUGGGACUGCGCCCUCCUCCCCAGCCCCGGACCCAGGACUCCCCGAGCCAUAGGCCGCGCAGAGCCAGAAAGUUGGGACCUGUCCCCGCGUCGGGGUACCUCACCCGUCCCGUCAGUGCGGAGUCUGCGUUCAGAGCCUGCUAAUCCUCGCCUGGGGUUACCUGCCCUGCUCAACAGUUACCCUCUGAAGGGCCCAGGGCUGCCCCCACCCUGGGGUCCACGGACCCAGACUGGCCAUGUGAUUAUCACCGUACAACCCUCUGGUUCCUGCAUCGAACAUUCCAAGUCUCUGGAUCUGGGCCUUGGGGAGCUCCUACUUGGGGCCCCGGCAGCUCGAGACUGCGCUCACCGGAGCUGGCCACGGCUGGACCGCCUCAGUCUGGGGGGUUAUGCCAAGUUGGGAGGAGGAGGGGACUUGGGAGCCCGGGUUUGAGGAGCAGGGGACAGCCUUCUAGGGGCUGCAGCAUGGACAUUGGUAACAGGACCAGAAGUCCCAAUAUCUAGUAGAAGCAUCAGUCACAUCCCAGACUGGAGGUGGAUGCUCUGGCCCCAUCAGCUGCUAAGGCAUCCUGACUUGCAUGUCGGCAGACAAAUGCCAACUGCACAGGGUUCAAAAAGCUGGAGACAAUGCGCUUUAAUGUGGAGUCUGGAGACCAGCAUGACUCGGCCUUGGGAUCUCUUUUAAGCCUCCAAAAGUGGCCUUACUUAGCCUCGGACAGGUACCUGAGGGGGCUGGAGGUCCAGGUCAGGGUGACUGGGAGAAACCUGGUGUCUUGGCAAACCCCAAGUGGUGAGCAAGGACCCCUAAGACUCAGAAGGUAGGUUGGGGUGUUACAGGCUGGGAUGGGCUCCCUCCAAGGUGGUGCCAGUUGCGGGGUCGGGGAAGAUGGCGAUGGGGUAGAGCAGAGACCCUCCACUGCCAUCUGGGAUGGGGCCUGAGGCUUUAUCUCCCACCACCUCAGCCCCUGUCUCCCCUCAGCCAUGCGGGGUACACCCCACUAGGGCUACACUACUGCCAAAGUCUUCCUACCGAGGGUCUGGCCCCUCCCUAAACAGGUCUGAGAAGCCCCCUUCUCUCCUCUGUCAUGGCCUGUGCUGCAAAAUCUCCCUCCAGCAGGCAAAAAGCAUUUGUCAGAUCUCCUUUUAUACAACGUUGAAGCCACAUUUUGGCCAAUGUUGGGUAGCUUACUUUAGAAAAUGGCUUGAAUUUGGGUCUCCCUUACCCAUGUUUAAUUUUUCCCAGAUUGCUGGUAGGAAAAGAGAACUUUAAAAGUUGAUCAAUUCUCACAGAUUCAGUCUUUUUUUUUUUUUUGUAAGUUUAUUGAAAAAUGCAA
This is a messenger RNA of Leopardus geoffroyi (Geoffroy's cat), 3581 nucleotides long. It is a transcript of the gene TMEM200B, whose product is annotated as transmembrane protein 200B. The record is from RefSeq and is a predicted model, not a curated record. NCBI's taxonomy places the organism in Eukaryota, Metazoa, Chordata, Mammalia, Carnivora, Felidae. The transcript has 2 exons. The coding region runs from base 1757 to 2680 and encodes 307 amino acids.